AUGGUGAAGGAGACCGGCUAUUACAACGCCCUCGGCGUGAGCCCCGACGCGGGCGAGGAUGAGAUCAAGCGCGCCUACCGCAAGCUGGCGCUUAAGUACCAUCCGGACAAGAAUACCGAACCUGGUGCGCAGGAGAAGUUCAAAGAGGUGUCGGUCGCGUAUGAAUGUCUGUCGGACCCCGAAAAGCGCAAGCGCUAUGACCAGUUCGGCAAGGACGCGGUGGAGAUGCAGGGCGGCGGUGUCGACCCGAGCGACAUCUUCGCGAGUUUCUUUGGAGGUGGUGGCCGCCCGCGCGGCGAGCCGAAGCCGAAGGACAUUGUGCACGAGCUGCCGGUGCCGCUGGAGGCCUUUUACUGCGGCAAGACCAUCAAGCUCGCCAUCACCCGCGACCGGCUGUGCUCACAGUGCAACGGCACCGGGUCCAAGGUGGCUGGCGUGAGUGCCACAUGCAAGGACUGCGGUGGCCGAGGUGUGCGGAUGGUGACUCGCCAGCUACAGCCCGGGUUUAUUCAGCAGAUACAAACUGCGUGCCCGGCGUGCAAGGGCAAGGGCACAAGCCUGCGAGAGGAGGACAAGUGUCUCAGCUGCCGUGGCCAGCAGAUCCACAAGGACAAGAAGGUGUUCGAGGUGGUGGUGGAGAAGGGCAUGCACCGUGGCGACAGCGUCACCUUCAGCGGGGAGGGUGACCAGAUCCCUAGCGUCAAGCUCUCCGGCGACAUCAUCAUCAUUCUGGACCAGAAGCCGCACCCGAACUUCAUCCGCAAGGGCAACCACCUCCUCAUGGAGCACACCAUCUCCCUCGCUGAGGCCCUCACUGGCUUUUCACUGAACAUUACCCAGCUCGACGGCCGCGAGCUAGCCGUCUCCUCCUCCGCCGGCACCGUCAUCGACCCUGCUACUAUGUACAGCGUGAACCGCGAGGGUAUGCCUGUCGCACACACUGGCGGCAUGGAGCGCGGCGACCUCAUCCUCCACUUCCGCGUCGUCUUUCCCAAGACGCUGCGGCCGACGGCCGUGCCGGAGCUGCGCAAGAUGCUCGGCUACCCGCAGCAGCCGCCGACCAAGGACGGUGCCGAGAUGCACACGCUGCAGGAGUCGCACGUCGAUCUGGAAAAGGAGGCACGCCGCAACGCCUACGACGACGAUGGCGACCAGCCGCGCGUGCAGACGGCCGGCUGCGCGCAGCAGUGA
This is a messenger RNA of Leishmania braziliensis MHOM/BR/75/M2904, 1191 nucleotides long. RefSeq names its product putative heat shock protein DNAJ. Gene Ontology annotation, biological process: response to heat; protein refolding. The transcript has a single exon. Gene Ontology annotation, molecular function: Hsp70 protein binding; ATP binding. The record is from RefSeq and is a predicted model, not a curated record. Gene Ontology annotation, cellular component: cytosol; cytoplasm. The coding region runs from base 1 to 1191 and encodes 396 amino acids. Lineage: Eukaryota; Euglenozoa; Kinetoplastea; Trypanosomatida; Trypanosomatidae.